Athalia rosae (coleseed sawfly) is the source of this 1225-nucleotide messenger RNA. RefSeq lists its product as uncharacterized. The record is from RefSeq and is a predicted model, not a curated record. NCBI's taxonomy places the organism in Eukaryota, Metazoa, Arthropoda, Insecta, Hymenoptera, Athaliidae. The coding region runs from base 319 to 984 and encodes 221 amino acids. The transcript has 5 exons.
GCUAUUCGGUCAUUAUUUCAUUGAUUGUUAAUUAUUUCAGGAUACUCCUUGUAUUGGGUAAAAAGUUUCAAACUACAACAACGAAAUUUUAAACGUGAGAACCAAAUUAAACAUCUUGAGUAAUACCUCUUGAGUAAUAAGACAUGUGGAUUGUUAAACAUUAUUGAAAUUUUCAAGUGAGGAUUGGGCAAUCAUUAACUUGUGUAUUCAAGUAAUAACCAACUGGCUAAUUAAAAUCCUUCACAAUUUCAAUAAAUGCCCCUGUAAACAGAGUGACAGUUUUUGAACCCUGCAGAAUGUGUUGCAUCAACUAAAAAUAUGAAUACUUGGUUAUCAGUAGUAGCUCUAAUAAUGAGAGCAACAUGGAAUUCUGUCACGGUUGAUGGUGGUGUAGUUGUGCAAGAAGUUCGUGCAGGACACCUGAUCGAAUUACCAUGCCUUAGCAGCGACAACCAACACCGUUUCAUGUUUUGGGAGCUCUCAGGUGAUAAAAAUAUAAUUAGUCCAGGGAAUCCAAUAAAUCAAAACAAGUACAAAUAUGAAGUGCUGAGUGGCAAGCUCCUGAUUAAGAGCGUUUCAACUGCAGAAUCUGGCUUUUAUAAAUGUUUUUCAAUGGGUAUCACCGAUGACACAGCUUUAAAUGUUCAAACUGUUGAGUUAAUUGUGAGAAAAGACUGGGAAGACGUAUGGGAGAAUGAUUUUGAGACGAAUUUGUUAAGAGGCCUAACAGCAGCUAUGGUUCUCAUUGUAGCUGUGGCUGUAGUACUAUACAUAAUCACAAACAAGAGGCACAGAACGGGAAGAUAUUAUGAUAUGGACACUUCAAGGGAAAACUCACCAUCCGAUUAUAGGAAUGGACCUCUUGAAGGGGCUGGUAGUUCAUCACCCUUAGGAGUACAGGGAAUUGAUAACUCUCCAGUAGAUGUUGAUUUCCCACAGGUAUUCACAAAGAUGCAUCAAGACCAGGCUGUGAGGAUUUCAUGAAUGCUGCUUAGAAGAGAGAUAAGAUUCAAUUUUAUUUGUCUCUUACUCUGCUACGGAACAAUUACCUAAUGUACAAAAUGAGAAUUGAUCGGACCCUAAUCAGAAUCAGAAUUAAGUCGACCAAUCUAAAUACGAUAGACAAAGGAGAAUAUGGAAAAAUUUUACUGAAUCUAAAUCACAUAGCUGUAGGUGAAGUACACUAAAAAAGACGUAGAAUAAUUAAAUUAUUAAGUUCAAAGAA